This is a messenger RNA of Gadus macrocephalus (Pacific cod), 1541 nucleotides long. It is a transcript of the gene cfap418, whose product is annotated as cilia and flagella associated protein 418. The coding region runs from base 64 to 678 and encodes 204 amino acids. NCBI's taxonomy places the organism in Eukaryota, Metazoa, Chordata, Actinopteri, Gadiformes, Gadidae. The record is from RefSeq and is a predicted model, not a curated record. Gene Ontology annotation, cellular component: cytosol. The transcript has 6 exons.
UCUUAGCAACAGGCGUCCAGUAGGCUGUUAGCAAGCUAGCCCAGAACACAGUCUUCGCUCAGUAUGGAUGACGACCUAGACGAACUGCUUGAUGAAGUUGAAAAAAAGUUUUUCCGCAACGAUUCAACACGAUCUGAAACGCGGACCGAUUCAAGCAACACUCCAAAAUACCCGAGAGAAAAUGAUAAUAAACAGAGUGCUCCAGAAGACAUCGAUGCCCUCCUGGAAGAGUUAUUAGAUGAUGGUUCGACGCGUGUACAGAACAUGUGUGAUAAAUUGCCUUUUUUCCAAACUGACCAGAUCCCCAAAGGAAGCAAGGUAGAAGGGAAAUCCUUGACUCAAUCAGAAGACAAAAAAUGCCGUCCUGUUUUCCUCGGUGGAACCUCGAUCCCGUAUGGAGUUGGAACUUUGUUGUCACAGAGGUCGUGUGACCAGUUGAGGUGUACAUCCUGUGACUUCCGGAUCCUGACGUUUGAAGACCAGGAAUGGGACUCCGCCUGUGACUAUCUAUUCCUCAGGAACAAUAUGCCAGAUGGGGAGAGACUGCGAGCAAAGCUGAGGAGGAGCAAAGGGAAACGGGCCUACGCUUGCCAGUGCAGCUGGUUCUCUGCUCGAGACCUGGCCGACCUCGGCCAGCAGCCUCAGCUCAGAUGGGUGUGUGGUAAACAUCCAGCAUGAAAGGGGUUGAGAGCCACCCAAAUGGAGAAUUUGAGGCCUAUUCCGUAGUUGCAUUCAGCCCUGUCCCUUUUGGUUUAGAUAUAUCUGGCAAUUCUUGGAAGGUUCUUGGUCAUUCAGUGUUUUGAGAUCCAGUCCGUGAUGGAAUGGUUUCCACGUUUCCCUGAUUCAAAACUCUCCUGUUUCCAUUCACGUCCAGCUAAUCGAUUCCAUAAUUCUGUGUUGCAACUGUAGCAUAAACUUCAAAUAUUUGGAUACCUAUAUGAAAAGCUCACCCCCAUUGCACACUAUUGACAAGCUCCCUGUUUAUCUGCUGCCGUUUACUUUGUCCCGGGACUACAGGUGAUGGUUCAAUUCACUUAAUGCAAUUGCAUUGUGAGUAAAUUGCUGUAUGAUUGGGGAUUACAUUUGAAUAACGGUGAGUCGUGGACAGACAAUGUAUUCUGUCAGAGGGCUCUGUUCCCUGCUUCCAUAUACCCCAAAGUGUGUAGUUCACUGCUUGGCCACUAAGUGGGUUAUGAGUCUAGGGAUAUUCAAUAAGGGAAGGAACCAACAGAGCUAAAUAUGGCUGCACCUAGAUUAUAGAAUCUUCUAAGGGAUAAGGAUGGUAGAAACUGGAAUCUUCUGGUCUCGGAGUAAAGUAUCUAUCCUUGAGCACUAUCCCUGGUGGUAGUCAAUGGGCCCUUUUAGCCGAUAACAUAUCAGGAAGUUAUGGGAAUAUUGUCCCAAAGAGAGCUGUAUAUAUAUUUACUAUUUUUAUUAAAUCUUAUACAAUUUGUGAUUAUUUCUUAUCCGUCUUAUUUGUACAUAGUUCAAGGAUCAUGUAUUUAACAAUGAAAGCAUUAAAAAAUGUCUUGUUUUGAAAA